UCAGGGGAGAUGCCAACCAUCUCUCCUUUCUACGAACACGGUAUGUUUAUUUCCCUUCUUGAUAUAUAACCAUUGACAAACUCAUGUUUAGAACCGAUGUGGGAUUCAAGCAUAAGCUCUUUUAUCCUAAGUUCUUCUAGGGUUUUUGGGAUAAGGUCCUCAAAAAUUAUCCGAAACGACCAAAACUCAAGAGAUUUCAUCAACUAAACCUCUCUCUCCCCAUGGCUACAACUCUCUCCACAGCUCCAUAUCUCCAUUGCAACAUACCAUACACUUCAGACACAAAGCUAAGAAGAAGAUUCACCAUUUCAUGUGCUUCCUCCAAAUCUCCUCCAAAGCCUCCGCCGCCAGAAUUGGAUGAGCCACCCCAACAAAACCCAUCUCUCUCCGACCAACUCAGGCCUAUCUCCACCACCCUCCUCUCCGACCACCCCACCAAAACCCACCUCAAAUCAAACCCCAAAUCCACUUGGGUCAACCCCACUCGCCCUAAACCCUCUGUUCUCUCCCUCCACCGCCACAAAAGACCUCAUCAGUACUCUCACACCCCUCAAUUCAGAGACCUCAAGCUCUUUGCCCAGAAGCUCAAUGACUCUGACACCACCUCUGGAGCUGCUUUCUUGGCUGUUCUUGAAGAAAUCCCACACCCUCCCAACAGAGAAAAUUCCCUCUUGCUUCUCAACAGCUUGAGGCCAUGGCAGAAGACUCUUCUUUUCUUCAAUUGGGUCAAGACCCAGAACUUGUUUCCUGUAGAAACUAUCUUCUACAAUGUCACAAUGAAGUCUUUGAGGUUUGGUAAGCAGUUUCAACUCUUAGAAGACCUUGCAAAUGAGAUGAUUAACAAUGAGGUUGAGCUUGAUAACAUUACUUAUUCUACUAUAAUCACUUGUGCCAAAAAGUGCAACAUGUUUGACAAGGCUGUGGAGUGGUUCGAGAAGAUGUACAAGACUGGUUUGAUGCCUGAUGAGAUCACAUACUCUGCCAUUUUAGAUGUGUAUGCUAAGUUGGGGAAGGUUGAGGAGGUGAUGAGUUUGUACGAGAGAGGGCGGGCGAACGGGUGGAAACCCGACCCAAUUGCUUUUUCUGUGUUGGGGAAGAUGUUUGGUGAAGUUGGGGAUAUUGAUGGCAUUAACUAUGUGUUGCAAGAAAUGAGGUCAAUUGGGGUGAAGCCUAACUUGGUUGUGUACAACACAUUGUUGGAAGCAAUGGGUAAGGCUAAGAAGCCCGGCUUGGCUAGGAGUUUAUUUGAGGAAAUGGUUGAUUCCGGUGUCACUCCAAAUGAGAAAACACUAACCGCGCUUGUGAAGAUUUAUGGCAAGGCAAGGUGGGCACGAGAUGCUUUGGAGUUAUGGGAGAGAAUGAAGUCGAACGCGUGGCCAAUUGAUUUCUUUUUGUACAACACAUUGUUGAGUAUGUGUGCAGAUCUAGGGUUGGAGGAGGACGCAGAGAGGUUGUUUGAGGAGAUGAAGGGAUUGGAGCAUUGUAGGCCCAAUAGUUGGAGUUACGCUGCGAUGCUCAAUAUCUAUGGCAGUGGUGGGAAUGUGGAUAAGGCAAUGAAGGUGUUCGAUGAAAUGUCUGAGUUGGGUGUUGAGCUGAAUGUAAUGGGAUGUACUUGUUUGAUGCAAUGCUUGGGGAGGGCUAAGAGAAUUGAUGACUUGGUUAGAGUCUUUGAGGCCUCAAUGGAGAGAGGUGUCAAGCCAGAUGAUAGGUUGUGUGGUUGCUUGUUGUCUGUUGUGUCCUACUGCAAGGAGAGUGAAGAUGUAAACAAAGUACUUGCUUGUUUACAGAAAGCAAAUCCGGAAUUGGUUGCCUUCAUCAAAUUGCUCAAGGAAGAGAAAACUGGUUUCGAUACCAUCAAAGAGGAGUUCAAAAGCGUACUUAACAAAACAACAGUUGAUGCACGAAGGCCCUUCUGUAAUUGCUUAAUUGAUAUAUGUCGAAAUUGGAAUCUCCAUGAGAGAGCCCAUGAGCUUCUUUAUGUAGGGACCGUGUAUGGUUUGUACCCAGGAUUACAUACCAAGACAUCAGAGGAAUGGUGCUUGAAUGUUCGGUCACUGUCAGUUGGUGCAGCCCAGACAGCAUUUGAAGAAUGGAUGGGGACUAUAAUGAAAAUCGUUCAGAGCCAUGCGGCAUUACCAGAGUUAUUUUAUGCCAACACUGGUGCAGGAACUCACAAGUUUGCUCAAGGACUGGCUAGCGAGUUUGAAUCACAUGCUGAGAAACUUGGUGCACCGUUUAGGCAGAGUGAAGAGAGAGCUGGGUUUUUUGUGGCAACUAGAGAAGAUAUAGUAUCAUGGGUACAAUCUAGGGUUUAAUCUCUUCUUGUUACCGCGUAAAUCAAGAGUUGAGUGUAUCACAUUUGCAAUUAGGGUUUUGAUUUCUGUGUAACUGCACAGAUUGAUAGACCACGUGUGUAAUUACAGAAGCAACAAAAUUUGAUAAAAA
Molecule: messenger RNA, 2445 nt
Organism: Camellia sinensis
Lineage: Eukaryota; Viridiplantae; Streptophyta; Magnoliopsida; Ericales; Theaceae
Product: pentatricopeptide (PPR) repeat-containing protein
Biological process (GO): positive regulation of translation
Cellular component (GO): chloroplast stroma
Molecular function (GO): rRNA primary transcript binding; mRNA binding; protein binding
Source: RefSeq, a predicted model, not a curated record